UGACGACAAAACAAAACUGAAAACACUGAAGCCAAGCAAAAAAGACCAAAAAGCCGAAGUUGGGGAACUCGUUCCACAACUGAAACUCCAACGACCACCACUUCCAAUAGUUCAAUUCGUCAUCGUUCUCUUCUCCCCCAACACUCUCUCUUUGCCACUCCUAUUUAAACCCCUCUCUCACUCUUCACACCCCCCAACACCGCACCAUGACUCCCUACAUUUUUGGAGUCGUCGUCCCUCUCUUAGUCACUCUCAUCAUCCGCAACAACUCCAACCCCAAACGACGUCGCGGCGUCCCGGUCGAAGUCGGGGGCGAACCCGGUCUAGCAAUCCGGAACCGCCGGUUCGAGGCCCCGGUCCAGAGCGCGUGGGAGGGGGUCGCCACGCUGGCGGAGCUCUUCGAAGAAGCCUGCAAGACGCACGCGGAGAGGCUCCUGCUCGGCACGCGCGGGGUGCUGCAGAGGGAAGUGGAGACCGGCCAAGACGGCAGGUCGUUUGAGAAGCUUCACUUGGGGGACUACGACUGGCUCUCGUACGACAGAGUGUUCGAUGUCGUUUCGGGGUUUGCGUCGGGGCUGGCUUGCAUCGGCCAUGUGAGGGAAGAACGCGCCGCCAUCUUCGCCGACACGCGCCAGGAGUGGUUCAUGGCGCUCCAGGGUUGUUUCAGGCGAAAUGUGACAGUUGUGACUAUGUAUGCAUCAUUGGGAGAGGAAGCUUUAUGUUACUCAUUGAAUGAGACAGAGGUUACAACAGUGAUUUGUGGGAAAAAAGAAUUGAGAACACUUGUGAACAUUAGUGGACAACUAGACUCAGUGAAACGUGUGAUAUGCAUGGAUGAUGAUAUCCCAUCUGAUGCCUCUUCGAUUGCAUAUGACUGGACAAUCACUUCCUUUGCUGAGGUUGUGAAACUUGGCAGAGAAAAUCCUGUUGAUGCUGAUUUACCUCUUUCAGCAGAUGUUGCUGUUAUAAUGUAUACAAGUGGAAGUACAGGAUUACCUAAGGGUGUGAUGAUGACACAUGGCAAUGUCUUAGCUACACUCUCUGCUGUGAUGACCAUUGUUCCUGACAUUGGGACAAAGGAUAUAUAUCUUGCAUACUUACCGAUGGCUCAUAUCUUAGAAUUAGCAGCUGAGAAUUUGAUGGCAGCUGUUGGGGUUCCUAUAGGAUAUGGAUCUCCUCUGACCUUUACUGAUACUUCAAACAAGAUUAAAAAAGGAACAAAGGGGGAUGCUACUGCACUGAGGCCAACUUUAAUGGCAGCUGUGCCAGCAAUUCUUGACCGUGUUCGUGAUGGAGUGUUCAAGAAGGUAAAUGCAACAGGAGGAUUGCCAAAGAAGUUGUUUCAUUUAGCCUACGCGCGGAGGUUGCAAGCAGUUAAUGGUAGUUGGUUUGGAGCUUGGGGCUUGGAAAAGGCUCUUUGGGAUUUUCUUGUGUUCAGAAAGGUCCGAGCAAUUCUGGGUGGUCGUAUCCGUUUUAUCUUGUCCGGUGGUGCUCCCCUUUCUGGUGAUACCCAGAAGUUCAUCAAUAUUUGUCUUGGUGCUCCAAUCGGUCAAGGAUAUGGUCUUACAGAGACUUGUGCUGGUGGGACAUUCUCUGAUGUUGAUGAUACAUCUGUCGGCCGUGUUGGACCACCUCUUCCAUGCUCAUUUAUUAAGCUAAUAGACUGGCCUGAAGGUGGAUAUUUAAUCAAUGACUCACCAAUGGCCCGUGGUGAAAUUGUAAUUGGAGGUCCAAAUGUCACUCUCGGGUAUUUCAAAAACGAAGAAAAAACAAAAGAAUCAUACAAGGUUGAUGAAAGAGGAAUGAGGUGGUUUUACACUGGUGACAUUGGGAGAGUUCAUCCAGAUGGAUGCCUUGAAAUCAUUGAUCGUAAAAAGGACAUUGUUAAACUACAGCACGGAGAAUAUGUCUCCUUGGGAAAGGUUGAGGCAGCUCUUAUUGUUAGCCCCUUCGUGGACAAUAUUAUGGUUCAUGCUGAUCCUUUCCAUAGUUACUCUGUGGCACUUGUGGUGGGUUCUCAGUCCACAUUGGAAGAAUGGGCUUCAGAAAAAGGAAUUUCUUCUUCCAAUUUUUCAGAACUUUGCACGAAAGAAGAAACUCUGAAGGAAGUGCAUGCAUCACUUGUAAAGGAAGGACAGAAGGCUCGUUUGGAGAAAUUUGAGAUUCCUGCAAAAAUUAAAUUGCUUUCUGAUCCAUGGACUCCUGAAUCUGGCCUAGUCACUGCUGCUCUCAAACUCAAGAGAGAGGCCAUAAAAAAGACUUUUGAUGAAGAACUUUCUGAGUUGUAUGCUUCAUAGGCUUAGGACACUAGUUAAUCUUUUUACACCUUUUUCCCAUUUGCAUAUAGCAGGGGUUGAGGUGAGGAGAGGUUUUUGAAUUUUUUCGUUGCUAAUCAUUUUUUUUUUUCAUUUGAAGUUUAUCAUGCACAGUGAGGCUUGUUACGUGCAGAAGGCCAACAUGUUGAAUUUACUUUAGUGACAAUGUAAAAUGAACUUUAUUAGACAUUAUUGUUAUAGAGUUUCUUCCAGAGUAAUGAGAAUUCAAAGGUAUGCAUAUUUGCCC
Messenger RNA from Glycine soja, 2562 nucleotides. Its product is annotated as long chain acyl-CoA synthetase 9, chloroplastic-like. Gene Ontology annotation, molecular function: long-chain fatty acid-CoA ligase activity. The record is from RefSeq and is a predicted model, not a curated record. The transcript has 11 exons. Bases 207 to 2297 code for a protein of 696 amino acids. Gene Ontology annotation, cellular component: membrane; endoplasmic reticulum. NCBI's taxonomy places the organism in Eukaryota, Viridiplantae, Streptophyta, Magnoliopsida, Fabales, Fabaceae.